Molecule: messenger RNA, 387 nt
Organism: Coregonus sp. 'balchen'
Lineage: Eukaryota; Metazoa; Chordata; Actinopteri; Salmoniformes; Salmonidae
Source: the annotation of a GenBank genome assembly
AUGCUUUCCCUGGCACAGCUUUCCCCAACAGGUCCUGCAGAAACCGUUCCCUCUGGGGCAGUGGCCCCAGCUCAGGAACCAGCUCAAUACACAACGCGGCUCCUGAAGAGUUAUGUAGGAGAGUGGCAGGGGCUCUCUGCCUGCCUGCUGAGUUCAGAUAGGUACAAGAUAGGUUCUCCAAGCUGGGAGGCACUAAACCCUGUGGUGCUGACGGAAAGUCUGUCUGGCUGGGGGGAAGACGAACUGGACAGCGUGCAGAGCCAACCCUGCCCAGCAGUGUUAGCUGUAUCCAGUGUGUUGCUACUGAUGCUGGGUGGGUGUGUGUUGCUGGACAGGGUGCCAGCUGCUGGGGGCAUCAUGCCAGGGGGCUGCUGGUUUGAGCCUUGA